CUUCACAGCUGCAUCAUAAACCAUUCGAUUGUCUUCUCUUUUCUCCGCCGAAUCACAUCACCUUUUUAACCUAAUCAUCAUCAUCAUCAAUCAAUCCGUAUGUGUGGUUGUUAAGGGAACCCCCCGUUCGUCUGUCUAUCUCAGCUCGAUCUAAAUUUGGAAAGUGAAAAGACAAAAAUGAAGUUAACAAUCUAGAAGCAGUUGAGUUAUUUUAAGUCGGGAAGAUGGGGUUUAAUCCCUCUGUGUCAUAUUGCCGUCCUGUGCCAAAUGGGGUAUGGGAAACAGCUCUGGAAAAUGAAUUUGGGACUUAUACACCCUGUGCAACAGACUCUUUGGUCACUGGCAUUUCCCAUUUGGUCCUUUUGGGGACUUGCUUAUACCGGAUAUGGGUCACAAAGAAGAAUUUGAAAGUGCAAAGGUUCAAAUUGAGGUCAAAAAUCUACAAUUAUUGGUUGGGGUUAUUGGCUUUAUACUCUACUGCUGAGCCUUUGUUCAGAUUGAUAAUGGGCGUUUCGGCAUUUAAUGUUGAUGGAGAGACUGGUCUUGCUCCAUACGAGAUUGUUACCUUAGUUAUUAAGGCUCUUGCAUGGUGCUGUAUGUUUGUCGUGAUCGGCCUUGAAACGAUGGUUUAUGUUUGUGAAGUUCGUUGGUUUGUGAGGUUCGGUGUCCUCUAUGUUUUGCUCGGGGAUGCCGUGUUGUUCAAUCUUGUGCUUUCCGUGAGCAGUUAUUACAGCAGAUAUGUACUGUAUAUCUAUGCCAGUGAAGUCGUCAUCCAGGUUCUGUUUGGGGUAUGCUUGAUUGUCUAUCUUCCUAAAUUGGAUCCUUAUCCUGGUUAUACCCCAAUACGGACAGAGUCUCUGGACGAUGCUGAAUAUGAAGAACUUGCUGGUGGAGAGCAAAUUUGUCCUGAGAGGCACACCAACAUUAUUUCUAAUAUCUUCUUUGCUUGGAUGGAUCCACUCAUGAGUUUAGGUUACAAAAGACCUCUCACAGAGAAGGAUAUAUGGAAACUGGACACUUGGGAUCAGACAGAAACGCUAAAUAGCAGAUUUGAAAAAUGUUGGGCAGAAGAGUGCCGCAAACCUAAACCAUGGCUUGUAAGGGCUUUACAUCGUAGUCUUGGUGGAAGGUUUUGGUGGGGAGGCUUUUGGAAGAUUGGCAAUGAUCUUUCUCAGUUUGUUGGGCCACUGAUUCUGAACCAGUUAUUAUUGUCUAUGCAAGAACGCGGUCCAGCUCAGAUCGGUUACAUCUAUGCUUUCACAAUUUUCGUUGGAGUGGUACUUGGUGUGCUGUGUGAGGCUCAGUACUUUCAGAAUGUCAUGCGUGUUGGUUACCGUCUUCGUUCAACUCUGAUUGCUGCAGUUUUUCGGAAGACUUUAAGGCUAACCAAUGAGAGUCGCAGAAAGAUUGCAUCCGGGAAGAUAACCAACUUGAUGACAACUGACUCUGAAUCACUCCAGCAAGUAUGCCAGUCACUUCACACUUUGUGGUCUGCCCCUUUCCGUAUCAUUCUCGCUUUGAUUCUUCUUUACCAACAACUGGGUGUUGCUUCGCUCCUUGGUGCAUUAUUGCUAGUUCUCAUGUUCCCCAUACAGACAUUUGUUAUCAGUAGAAUGCAAAAAAUGUCCAAGGAAGGACUGCAGCGGACUGACAAGCGAAUUGGCCUCAUGAAUGAAAUCCUAGCAGCCAUGGACACUGUGAAAUGCUAUGCUUGGGAGAAUAGUUUCCAAGAAAAGGUCCAAAGUGUCCGAACAGAGGAGUUGUCGUGGUUUCGGAAAGUGCAAAUGCUAGGAUCGCUGAACACUUUUAUACUAAAUAGUAUUCCAGUGGUUGUGAUUGUGGUCUCGUUUGGAAUGUUUACAUUACUCGGAGGAGACCUGACACCUGCCAGAGCCUUCACAUCACUUUCUUUGUUUGCUGUACUACGUUUUCCACUGUUCAUGCUCCCGAAUAUGAUAACCCAGGUCGUAAAUGCCAAUGUGUCCUUGAAACGUCUGGAAGACCUACUGUUAGCCGAGGAGAGACUUCUUCUUCCAAAUCCACCUCUUGAAGCAGGACUUCCAGCUAUCUCAAUUAGGAAUGGAUUCUUUUCAUGGGAUUCAAAGUCAGAUAGACCCGUAUUAUCAAAUAUCAAUUUAGAUAUACCAAUUGGUAGCCUCGUAGCAAUUGUUGGAAGUACAGGGGAGGGGAAGACAUCGCUCAUAUCUGCUAUGCUUGGAGAACUUCCUCCAGUUAGUGAUGCACAUGUUAUUAUGAGAGGAACAGUUGCUUAUGUCCCACAAGUGUCAUGGAUUUUCAACGCAACUGUACGUGACAACAUAUUGUUCGGAUCCGUCUUUGAAUCUGCAAGGUAUGAGAAGACACUUGAUGUAACUGCAUUGCACCAUGACCUUGACGUGCUUCCAGGUGGUGAUCUUACCGAGAUUGGUGAAAGAGGGGUCAAUAUUAGUGGAGGACAAAAGCAAAGAGUUUCCAUGGCUAGAGCUGUAUACUCUAAGUCUGACGUUUAUGUGUUUGAUGAUCCUUUGAGUGCUCUAGAUGCUCAUGUGGGUCGACAGGUCUUUGAGAAAUGUAUUAAAGAAGAAUUAAGAGGCAAAACACGUGUUCUAGUUACAAACCAACUACAUUUUCUUUCACAAGUGGAUAGGAUCCUCUUGGUCCAUGAAGGCAUGGUGAAAGAGGAGGGAUCCUAUGAAGAACUCUCAGAGAAUGGUGUACUCUUCCAGAAGUUGAUGGAGAAUGCAGGAAAAAUGGAAGAAUAUGUGGAGGAAAAAGAAGAGGCAGGAGAGGCUGAUACAAAGACAUCAAUACCUGUGACUAAUGGUGUAGCUGGUGAGUUAGCUAAAGAUGCUGACAAAAAGAAAGGACCCAAAUCUGUUCUUAUUAAGCAAGAAGAACGGGAGACGGGUGUUGUCAGCUUUAAUGUUUUGAAGAGGUAUAAAGAUGCAUUAGGAGGCUGGUGGGUUGUGGUUAUAUUGUUCGGGUGCUAUGCUUCAACAGAAACUUUAAGAAUACUGAGUAGCACGUGGUUAAGUAUUUGGACAGACGAAAGCUCCCCGAAGACCCACAGCCCAUUAUUCUAUAAUCUUAUAUAUGCACUUCUAUCACUCGGUCAAGUUUUGGUGACAUUGGCAAAUUCUUUUUGGUUGAUCAUAACAAGCCUUAUUGCUGCUCGGAAGUUGCACAAUGCUAUGCUUAACUCCAUAUUGAGAGCUCCUAUGGUCUUUUUCCACACGAAUCCCCUUGGACGUAUCAUUAAUAGAUUUGCAAAAGAUCUUGGUGACAUAGAUCGGAAUGUUGCCCCAUUUGUGAACAUGUUUCUGGGUCAAGUGUCGCAGCUCUUGUCAACCUUUGUUCUAAUAGGAUUAUUGAGCACCAUGUCUCUUUGGGCUAUCUUGCCACUUCUGUUGCUGUUCUAUGCAGCUUAUCUGUAUUAUCAGAGCACUGCCCGUGAGGUAAAGCGAUUGGAUUCCAUCACAAGAUCUCCUGUGUAUGCACAAUUUGGGGAAGCACUGAAUGGUUUAUCUACCAUUCGUGCAUAUAAAGCUUAUGAUCGAAUGUCGAAGAUUAAUGGGAAUUCCAUGGACAAUAAUAUCAGGUAUACAUUAGUGAACAUGAGUGCAAACCGUUGGCUUGCAAUCCGGUUGGAAACCGUUGGUGGGCUCAUGAUUUGGUUGACUGCAACCUUUGCUGUUAUGCAAAAUGGCAAGGCAAGAAAUCAAGAAGCUUUUGCAUCUACCAUGGGUCUUCUUCUAAGUUAUGCAUUAAAUAUCACAUCCUUAUUAACCGCUGUUCUUAGGCUUGCAAGUCUAGCCGAGAAUAGCUUGAAUGCUGUGGAGCGUGUUGGUACUUAUAUUGAAUUGCCUUCUGAGGCUCCUCCUGUUAUUGAAGACAAUCGCCCUCCACCUGGAUGGCCUACAUCGGGAUCGAUCAAAUUUGAAAAUGUUGUUUUACGCUAUAGGCCUGAACUUCCUCCUGUACUGCAUGGUUUGUCUUUCACAAUUCCCCCAACCGACAAGGUUGGAAUAGUUGGAAGGACCGGAGCAGGCAAAUCCAGCAUGCUCAAUGCUUUAUUUCGUAUCGUGGAACUGGAAAGAGGAAAUAUUAUAAUCGAUAACUGUGAUAUUGCGAAGUUUGGGUUGACCGAUCUUCGCAAGGUUCUUGGUAUUAUACCCCAAGCACCUGUUCUUUUCUCAGGGACUGUAAGAUUUAACCUUGACCCCUUCAAUGAGCACAAUGAUCCUGAUCUUUGGGAAUCUUUAGAGAGAGCCCAUCUAAAGGAUGUCAUCAGGAGGAAUCCAUUGGGUUUAGAUGCCGAGGUAUCAGAGGCCGGAGAGAACUUCAGUGUUGGACAACGACAGCUAUUAAGUCUUUCGCGUGCAUUGCUCCGGAGAUCGAAGAUUCUUGUUCUUGAUGAAGCAACUGCUGCUGUUGAUGUUAGAACAGAUGCACUUAUCCAAAAGACCAUUCGCGAAGAAUUCAAAUCGUGUACUAUGAUCAUCAUUGCUCAUCGUCUAAAUACCAUCAUCGAUUGUGACCGUAUUCUUCUCCUUGAUGCUGGUCAGGUUGUUGAGUAUGAUGCACCAGUAAAACUUUUGGAAGACGAACAAACUGCUUUCUCGAAAAUGGUUCAAAGUACAGGAGCUGCAAAUGCAGAGUAUUUGCGUAGCUUAGCAUUUGGAGCGGAAGGAGAUAAGGCGGAGAAGGCAGCAAUAGAUGGACAGAGGAGAUGGCUUGCCUCUUCACGGUGGGCGGCUGCCGCCCAGUUUGCUCUUGCCGCUAGCCUCACUUCAUCGCAAAACGACCUUGUUCACAUGGAAUUUGAAGAUGAUAACAAUAUCCUUAAGAAAACAAAGGAUGCGGUUGUAACUCUCCAAGGUGUUUUGAAAGGGGAGCAUGACAAAGAUAUUGAAGAGACGCUUGAUCGAUCCCACGUCCCAAGGGAGAGAUGGUGGUCGGCUCUUUACAAAGUAGUCGAAGGUCUUUCGAUGAUGAGUAAGUUGGGUCGUAACAAGCUCCACCAAUCUGAAUACGACUUAAAAGACGAACAGAUUGAUUGGGACCAUGUUCAGAUGUAGGACUCGAAUCAAGAUCCAUGUUAAACUUGGAAUUAAUGUAAUUUUGAUUACUGCUAUUUUCGUAUAUUUUUUGUUAAUUAGAUUUUAAGUUCAAAUAAUUUACACCAAAGGUGGAUUUUUUGUGUAUUUAAACUUGAUAUUUCUAGCAAAGAAAUUGGUUGACUUGUUGCUCUUUUGACCCAUAAACGAUGACCGAAUUAUUCAAUUCGUCGAUUGAUUUUGA
This is a messenger RNA of Cynara cardunculus var. scolymus (artichoke), 5301 nucleotides long. Its product is annotated as ABC transporter C family member 2-like. The coding region runs from base 225 to 5078 and encodes 1617 amino acids. Lineage: Eukaryota; Viridiplantae; Streptophyta; Magnoliopsida; Asterales; Asteraceae. Gene Ontology annotation, cellular component: membrane. The transcript is spliced from 28 exons. Gene Ontology annotation, biological process: transmembrane transport. Gene Ontology annotation, molecular function: ATP binding; ATP hydrolysis activity; ABC-type transporter activity. The record is from RefSeq and is a predicted model, not a curated record.